Molecule: messenger RNA, 1646 nt
Organism: Physella acuta
Lineage: Eukaryota; Metazoa; Mollusca; Gastropoda; Physidae
Biological process (GO): oligodendrocyte development; regulation of DNA-templated transcription
Cellular component (GO): nucleus
Molecular function (GO): protein binding
Source: RefSeq, a predicted model, not a curated record
AUGGGUGUGGUCACCAUCACCGACAUCGACUACGGUCAAAUCUUCGGCCCCUUCCCAGCACACAUCACUGACCCCGCCUACGUCAUCGGGAUGUUGACCAAUGACAAGCCGUCAAACGGAGCGGUCGUACGGGUAAGUCUGACGUCAUCUUGUUUAAUGACCGUCGACUGGUUGCCCUAUGUGUCUGUGGCGAGGGACGGUGACGAGCAGAACAUGGAGGCGUAUCCCAAAGAUGGCGGCGUCUACUACAGAACGCUGAGGAUAGUCAAGGCCGGGGAGGAGCUUCUCGUCUGGUACAGCAAGGAUUUCACUCAGCUCUUAGGCGUACCGGAGCUGCAGACUAACUGUAAACGAGACGACGAGCAGUUCAUCUGCUCACACUGCGGGGAGAUGUUUGACUUCCCCUACCCGCUCAGGGCUCACCUCAAGUUCAAGUGCACGUUCACCGCCGACGAUCUCAAACUCUCCCGAAUUUUACCGGCGUCGCCGAAAAUAAACGGAAACACAAUCUACAGCAGGAUAGCGAAAGUAGCUGAAGAAAUGGGAAACCCCGAAGAUCACGAACAUAAACUGGCGUACCUGAACAACAAUAACAACAACAAUGGCGUGGUUUCGCUUUUCCAUAAAAGAGCAUACAUCGGUGAGAUGACGGGGGACGAGCCUUUCCCCAAAAAACAGGCCAUUGAUAUCGAGAGGAAGAAAAAAGAUUCCGUCAUCACCCACUCCAUCGAGAACUUGAGUAAAAGUCACGUGAGCAGGCUCAAGGACGAGACGCCGCGCGACCAGGGCCUGGAGUCCCACUCGGAGAGCAUGAGCGCCUUCAGAAAAGUCGAGAAGCUUCAAACGACCUUGACAUUCGCAGCCCAGUCGCCCUCCUCCCCGCCCGUCUCCCCCACGCGUCUCCCCGACCCCUCCCCCACUUCCAGAUCGCAACCCAGCGAACCGUGUUCUUCUUCCAUGCCGCCCCCUCCCCGCCCCCCAGUUAAAACCAUCUCGUCACCCAUGUCUUCAUCAUCAUCAUCAUCAUCAUCAUCAUCAUCAUCAUCAUCCCACGCCGAAUCCCCACGGGGGUCUGUCAUGGGGCUGUACAUGCCACGCCUACAAAUGAUCCCUCCGACGUCAUCUCUCGGGGUCUCCAGCAGCUCUCUCAUCGGCACCUCCCGGGGGAUCCCCCUCCCGCACUCGGCAUUCCCCGACCAGAUCCCCCCGGGUCUGCUAGAAAUGUGCCGGGCCACCAUCCCCACCGUCGGGCCGCUGACCGAAUCCUUCGCCGCCAACAUCAGAAACAGCGAGUCCUUGGCCAAGCAGGCCCUGUUCGCCGACAGACACAUCUCCACGCUCGGCUUCCUCAAGAGCACGAACCCCAUGGUGGAGAAGCUGCUUCAGAGUACGAACCCCACCAUCUUGUCCUCCCCUAUGAACGCUCUAAACCUGUCGCAGAACUGGUGCGCCAAGUGCAACGCGACCUUCCGUAUGACAUCAGACCUGGUCUAUCACAUGAGAUCUCACCACAAGCGAGAGUUCGACCCCAUGAAACGGAAGCGCGAGGAGAAACUCAAGUGUAACAUUUGUCACGAGGCGUUCCGCGAGCGACAUCAUCUCACGCGCCACAUGUCGUCCCAUGCGUGACUGCUGACAGAUGGAUG